AAUCACUCGCGAACGACACAUCACUAUCAGAUUGAAAAGAGUCAAGAUGGCUGAAACAGGUUUAAAGUAAAGAGGCUACUCUUUUGAGUCCAGUUUUGCAAGAAGCUGUCUUCAGUUAGCAGCAUCACAACUACUAGCAGUACUUUUUCCACUAUGUCAUCCACUUCCUCCUGUUACUCCUCCUCGGGGGAGACCAGUCCAGAGGAUGUACCUCGAGGUGGAGGCACCAUUAGAGUCUACCUCCCUAACAAACAGAGAACAGUGGUGAAUGUUCGUCAGGGACAGACAGUUAGUGAGAGUCUGGACAAAGCUCUUAAAGUCAGAGGCCUGAGCCAGGACUGCUGUGCUGUCUACCGUCUUUUAGAAGGUCGUAAGAGAUUGACAGACUGGGAAACAGACAUCACUCCUCUGGUUGGAGAAGAGCUCAUAGUCGAGGUCCUGGAUGAUAUUCCUCUCACCAUGCACAAUUUUGUACGUAAAACCUUCUUCAAGCUAGCUUACUGUGAUUUUUGCCACAAGUUUCUUUUUAAUGGCUUCAGAUGUCAGACGUGUGGCUACAAGUUUCACCAGCACUGUAGUAGUAAAGUCCCCACUGUGUGCGUUGACAUGGAUACUGUGAGCAAACGAUGUGAUUCUAAUCUCUGCACAGGUGAAUACCCACAAAUACUGUUGCCAGAAAAUUCCCCAUCAAACAGCAGCCUAGCCUUAACCCUAGAGCCUGCUGAAAUGGACCUUCUGUCACCCACAUCAGCCUUUCACUUCCCCAUCCCUGCUGGAGACGGUCAGUCAUUACAGAGACAUCGGUCCACAUCCACUCCAAAUGUUCACAUGGUCAGCACAGUGAGUCCAGCUGGUGCCAGCAUCAUAGAGGACGCACUAAAAUUUAACAACACAACAGGUCCUCAACUCUCUACCACCCCCCCUUUUCGCAGCUCACUAGGUAGAAAGCCACCAAAGUCACCUUCUGAACACAAGGAAAGGAAGCCGUCUUCAUCUGAUGACAAAAAAAAAGUGCACCGAGGAGGCUACAGGGACUCCAGUUACUACUGGGAGGUCCACUCUCGAGAGGUCACCAUUCUGAAGAGGAUUGGCGCUGGAUCCUUCGGAACUGUCUAUAAGGGGAAGUGGCACGGUGAUGUUGCCAUUAAGAUCCUUAAGGUGACAGAGCCAACACCUGAGCAGUUACAGGCCUUCAAAAAUGAGAUGCAGGUUUUAAGGAAGACCCGUCACGCCAACAUCCUGCUAUUUAUGGGCUACAUGACUAAGCCCAACUUCGCCAUCAUUACACAGUGGUGUGAAGGCAGUAGUCUGUACCGCCACCUGCACGUUAAAGAGACCAAGUUUGACACAAUGACACGCAUCGAUGUGGCCAGACAGACAGCACAGGGCAUGGAUUAUCUUCAUGCCAAGAACAUCAUUCACCGAGAUCUGAAAUCCAAUAACAUUUUCCUCCAUGAAGGCUGGACUGUAAAGAUCGGUGACUUUGGCUUAGCCACAGUGAAGUCUCGGUGGAGCGGUUCUCAACAGGUGGAGCAACCAAGUGGUUCCAUCCUCUGGAUGGCCCCAGAGGUGAUCCGGAUGCAGGACAGUAACCCCUACACUUUCCAGUCAGAUGUGUACGGCUAUGGGAUAGUGCUGUUUGAGUUGAUGUCAGGGACACUGCCUUACUUCAAUAUUAACAACAGAGAUCAGAUAAUCUUUAUGGUUGGACGGGGCUACCUGUCUCCAGACCUCAGUAAACUCUGUACUACCUUACCCAAAUCAAUGAAAAGGCUAAUUAUUGACUGCCUAAAGACAAAAAGAGAUGAGAGGCCUCUGUUUCCACAGAUCUUGGUAUCCAUUGAGCAUGUGCAAGACUUACUGCCAAAAAUCGAGCGGAGUCGUUCGGAGCCGUCGCUCCACCGGGCUGUCCAUGCUGAGGACCUGAAUCCCCUUCUUUUCCACACCACAAGGCUGAUGCCCCUGUGAGAAAACCCUGCUGCUGCGGUCACCUGUCCAACUCCACUUCAUUCCUGUGUCUCAACCAGGCCACAAAAUUCACAUCCUGCUGGAAAGUCUAGAAUGUUGAUAUAAUCAAAUCACUAAACUAUUUGUUGUGAUCAAAAAGACAGCACAACGGUAAAAUUAUUUUAAAUGUUGGACAGUGUGAUCAUAAUCCAACAUUGUAAUCUGUUAAACUCAGCAAUGAUGCCUGUUGUUCCAGGUCACCUGAUAAGCUCACAUACUUUAGAUGCUCAGUGCAGUCGUGCUUCUUUCAAAGUAUAACAAUAUCGGUGAGAUCCAUCUGCUGUGGAAGAAACAUAUCCUGAGUCACUUUGUUCACGAUUUAGUCUUAAACUUCGUUAAUAGGGAAUAAUUCAGCCUGUCUUCUCUCACUGACCACCAAGUGUUGUCUAUUAAGCCCCGUCCCCUCCAUUCUUUGCUCACAGACACAAAGGUUUUGAAUUAUUAUAUUUAAAUGUGGGAUGUGUUUUUUCGGAUGGACCUUAAGAAUGGUUGUAAAGAAUCGACUUGGGUUUCAAUAAUCAUGAAAAUGUUGCUUGCUCUUUUCAUGUAAGAAGCCAGUGAUGCUACAUGAUUUUUCUCCUAUGGAAAGCAUUUGAAAAGUGGCAUCUCUCCAGUGUUGCAGCUUUACAGAACUCUAAAUAUGUGGUUUAUCACUUUAAUGUUGGUCUCUACUUACUGACUUUUGUGUGACCGCUUACCCAUUUCAGCACACUGCUCAAAAUCAUUCUUCAGUUGCAGGAGAGAGAGACUUUGUUGAUCAGGGUGCAGAGUCCCCAGGUCCUUGUUUUCUUUCACACAAAAAGUGAUGCGGAAUUUUGUUAGAGGGCCUCUUUAGCUUUUUCGAGGAUUACAAAGUUAAUCUCGUUUGUGGCACUAUUAGGAGGGGCUAAUGUUCUGAAAGUUCUAUCCUUACUAAAAGCAAUUAUAAUCCAGUGUGUUUUCUGCUUUCAGUUCACAGACUUUCUAAUUGAUAAACUUUCUGAAUGUACUCCUUACUCAUCUUUACCACAUUCAAUUUGUGUUGAUAAGAUCUCCUAUAUUUAAUAUGCUUACAUGCAGUGAAACUAGGGGCUGGGUACCCUGAUAAAUCUAUUUUAACUUAUACUGGUGUUUUGUGGUUUUGUUGGUGGUCCUGGUUUAGGUGUCAGUUGCAGGAGUUUGUUACAGUGAAUGUUUUCGGAGCAGUAAGAGUGAAACCUUCCUCUGUCUUUGUCUUAUUUACUAAUAUUCGCUGUUUUGGAGGUGCUCAAAUGUUAAGAAAGACUGAUGGGUCAUUUUUAGCAUCCAUGUUUGGCUUCUUUGAACAGAAAGAUUCUUUUACAUGGUACUUUCUGUUCCAUUGGAUCACUCUUACCCUCAUACCCUUUCACUGCAGGGCUCAGCAGCCAUUUAUACAAAUACCCAAAGCACAAAUGCAAACAGCAAACAUUUAAAGACAGAGUUUCUUAUACAUACUCUAAAGUUAUGUGUAACACAUUAAAACCAAAAAUAUUUAAGUAUAUCUUACUGAAUAAAAAGGAAGACAAGCUGUCUAAGUAAUAACAACAGAAUGUUUUUUUAAAGGCCCAGUGUGUUAGAAUGAGUGAGUGUAGUGAACUCUUAGCCUAAGCCUAAAUCCUUCCCUUAGAACAUUCAGAUGAAGUGUGUUCCAUGGCACAGCCGUGCACAUUCAGAACAUGUCAGUCUGGUGCAGUCCUUCAAUGGAACAUUAACGACUGAAGUCUUGUCUCUCUUUACAUUAAAAUGUAAGACAAUAGAGUUCGAGCCAAUUGGAUUAAAAACUAGAAUACAAUACAAUAGGCAACUCAUUAGAGACCUCCUCCUCAGCUGGCACUGAGGACAUACAUUAGGACCAAGUAUUGUUUUUUGAUGCCUCUGGUCUUUAUUCUCUCCAAUGUGUUCACUCAGUUUAAGGGAAUUCAAACCAAUUUUUAAAGAUUAAGAUGAUUUUAAAACUUCGGCAGUUACUCUUCAGAAUGUUAAAAAAAACAAAGCAACAUCAGGAUCUUUCAUCUCUUCUAAUAAUGUCAUAGCAGAUUAUUAAAUGUGUGUUUCUUGAGCCCACUCGGACAGUACACAUUACAGUUUAGCCAGCUUUAUUUUGAAAUGGUUAAUUUGACUUUUAAUGUGGACCAUUUUGCUGCUGAGAGAUUCCGUCAGACACCUGCAGGGAGCAAUGGAGGAGGGAAAAUCAGUCUUAAUACAGUAAUUUGUCUCAAAAGAGAUGAUUAUGUUCAAGAUGAUGAUGCUGUAAGAGUUGUAUUUUAUUUGUCUUUUUUUAUAUCUUUAGGUGAAUUGAAAAACUUGUUAAUAGUUUCAGAGGUGUCAGGGUUUUUGUUUGCAAUAAAUGCUUCAUUCUGCUGUCUACAGUUA
Molecule: messenger RNA, 4380 nt
Organism: Cynoglossus semilaevis (tongue sole)
Lineage: Eukaryota; Metazoa; Chordata; Actinopteri; Pleuronectiformes; Cynoglossidae
Product: serine/threonine-protein kinase A-Raf-like
Exons: 16
Coding region: 154-1968 (604 amino acids)
Biological process (GO): MAPK cascade; protein phosphorylation
Cellular component (GO): mitochondrion; cytosol
Molecular function (GO): MAP kinase kinase kinase activity; ATP binding
Source: RefSeq, a predicted model, not a curated record